Messenger RNA from Ziziphus jujuba (common jujube), 2651 nucleotides. Its product is annotated as inorganic pyrophosphatase TTM1. Lineage: Eukaryota; Viridiplantae; Streptophyta; Magnoliopsida; Rosales; Rhamnaceae. Bases 325 to 2307 code for a protein of 660 amino acids. Gene Ontology annotation, molecular function: ATP binding; kinase activity. Gene Ontology annotation, cellular component: cytoplasm. The transcript is spliced from 12 exons. The record is from RefSeq and is a predicted model, not a curated record.
GGUCAUAAAUGAAAGGGGGUGGUCCAUCUCCAUCCUUGUAAGCUCAAGUGGGUUAGUGGAGAGACUGGUACAGAGUCUCCCUCUUAAUUUCUCCCAUUUUACCUCUAAAAAUCACCCAACGGAUCCCCACCACGUGUCUUGUCUCUUUUCUUUACAGUUCCAUGUCAAGAAGAACAACAACGGCAGGAUUCCUCAUGAAAAUUCCCAAAACUCACCAGUCCCAUUUUCAUAUUCCAAGAAGCUCCAAGAAUUUUCACCUGUUCUAAACUUUGUUUCUUUUCCUUCGGAACUGGAAUAGAAGGAAAAAUAUAGAUUUAGCUCGAAAUGGCCCUAGAUACCUCUGGUGCUGAUUCACCUAGGCGACGUUCUGGUCUCUUGCGAGAUCAGAUUCACCUUGUUAAAAAGAAGGAAAGUGAUCGCUAUGAGAUUGUGCCAAUCCAAGACUCACUGUCGUUUGAGAAGGGUUUCUUUAUAGUAAUUCGUGCGUGCCAGUUGUUAGCUCAAAAAAAUGAUGGGAUAACCUUUGUCGGAGUAGCAGGUCCUUCCGGAGCUGGGAAGACUGUUUUCACGGAGAAGGUGCUCAACUUUAUGCCCAGUGUUGCUGUCAUCACAAUGGACAACUACAAUGAUUCUAGUCGUAUCAUUGAUGGCAACUUUGAUGAUCCACGCCUGACUGAUUAUGACACGCUUCUUGAAAAUAUACAUGGCUUAAAAGCAGGGAAGCCUGUUCAGGUUCCAAUAUAUGAUUUCAAGUCUAGCUCUCGUACAGGUUACAGGACGGUUGAAGUACCUAGCUCCCAUAUCGUAAUAAUAGAGGGAAUAUAUGCUUUAAGUGAGAAACUGCGGCCAUUGCUAGAUCUUCGUGUGUCUAUCACUGGUGGAGUUCACUUUGACCUUGUCAAACGGGUUUUACGUGACAUUCAACGUGCAGGCCAAGAGCCUGAAGAAAUUAUCCACCAAAUCUCUGAAACGGUAUAUCCUAUGUACAAGGCAUUUAUUGAGCCAGAUCUCCAGACAGCACAUAUAAAGAUCAUCAACAAGUUUAAUCCCUUUACGGGUUUUCAAAAUCCUACUUAUAUUUUAAAGUCAACAAAGGCAGUGACUAUUGAUCGAAUUAAGGCCGUUAUUUCCGAAGAUCACAAAGAAUCUACGGAGGAAACUUAUGACAUUUAUCUUCUACCUCCGGGUGAAGAUCCUGAAGCAUGUCAAUCCUAUCUGAGGAUGAGGAACAGGGAUGGCAAAUACAAUCUUAUGUUUGAGGAGUGGGUUACGGAUACUCCGUUCAUCAUAUCACCUCGAAUAACCUUUGAAGUUAGUGUCCGCCUUCUUGGAGGGCUUAUGGCUUUAGGGUAUACGAUUGCAGCCAUCCUGAAAAGAAGCAGUCAUAUCUUGGCAGAUGAAAAAGUUUGUGUGAAAAUUGAUUGGUUGGAGCAACUUAAUCGUCAAUACAUUCAGGUGCAAGGAAAGGAUCGAUUAUACGUUAAAUAUAUAGCGGAGCAGCUGGAUUUAGAUGGGUCAUAUGUUCCCCGUACUUAUAUUGAACAGAUUCAGCUGGAGAAACUUGUAAAUGAUGUUAUGGCACUGCCAGAUGAUUUGAAGACAAAGCUUAGCAUUGAUGAUGAUCUAGUUUCAAGCCCUAAAGAAGCCCUUUCCCGAGCAUCAGCAGAUAGAAGACUGAAGUAUCUCAACCGAGGUAUACCACACUCAUAUUCAAAUCAAAGGGACAAGAGUAUUGCCAAACUUACAAGACUUGCUGUUAACAAUAGAAGGUUUGAUGGAAGAGCCCCAGAAUCGCCUGCUGCACUUGCAAACCAGGGAGUUAUUACUCAACUCUCUGAACAGAUUUCCACUCUGAAUGAAAGGAUGGAUGAAUUUACAUCUCGUAUUGAGGAGCUGAAUUCCAAGUUUUCUGUCAGAAAAGUUUCAGCAAGCCAACAAAAUUUGGCUUUGCAGGCUGAUGCCUGCAAUGGCUCUGGACCCACUUCUCAUUUUAUGAAUGGCUUAAGUAAUGGUUCAUUGACAGGAUCGUUGCUGCCCAAUUCUUCAUCUUCAUCCCAAUUGGCUAGGGAGUCCCUGCUGACGGAAGAGAUACUUUCUAUUUCACGGGGGCAACGCCAGAUCAUGCACCAAAUAGACAAUAUGAACAACCUUCUCCGGGAAUACUCGGGGGAGAGGCUUCGCCAAGGAAGAACAGAUGGGACAGGCAGAAAUAUUGAUAUUGAUUCUGUAGGCGUCCCACUCUUUCUAACUUUAGCGAUUGGUGGCUUGGGAGUUCUUUUGUUCAGGAGUCUGUCUUGGCAGAAAUAAGUUGGCUUCCUGGCGAGCAGCUUUCUUUCGCCCAAGGAAGAAUACUGCAUUGUCGUUUUGGUCGUGUUACUGUAACACAAAUAGAAGCAGGAGUGAGAGUUCAGAUUCAAUAUCUUGUAUAGUUCCUCUUAGUGAUGGGAGGCAGCUAUAACUUGAGAUUUGACCUAGGAUUUUCAGUGCUUAUAUUGUAAAUAGUUGCUUAAGUUCAAAAGCAGAUGCUUGCGUGAUGAUUUCCGUGUAUUAAUUGGAUAAGCUUUUAAAGCAAUAAAAGCAUAAUCCAGAAGUGUCUGCAAAUAAUAAUAAUAAUAAUAAUAAUAAUAAUAAUUAAGUGUUUUCUUUCUGUA